AUGAGAGAGAAUAUGCAAAAAAUUUGGCAAUGGAUAAGUGACAGGAAGACAAACACUAUACGCAAAUGGAGAAGCUCCCUUAUCCGGCUUCGACAAGAUUCUCAGGAUAAUUCAAUUGAUGAUGCUCGUCGAAAUGGAAAGAUUGUUAUUAGCUCAUCCGCUGGUAAUCUUAGGCAGCCUAGACCAGAGUAUGAAGAUUUCUUUGAGGAGCCCAACUUGAAACAAGUUCUUGAGGUUCGACGGCAGUCCUUUCGUGAUCGCACAUCUGAUUGUUAUCCUGUUCCAGCACCAGACUUAGACGACAAUACUCCGAAUCCAUAUUUAGAUAAGAUAACAACAUCAACUCCAAAAGCUACUCCGAGGGGAAUCCGCAAAAAUCCGAAUAGGCAAAUUCGUUUUCAAAUUCCUGAGGUUCACGUUUCAUUCGAAGCCGAAUCUCCCCAGCGAAUUAUUUUUUCUGACGAACGUCGAUCUCCUGUUCCGCCUCCUGAAAUUGAGUGGACAAACGUUCUCGCCACUACAACUCCAAACACAAGCCCAUCAGAAACUUUAACGACAACCUUAGCUGUAACGACAUUGACGACGACGACGACAGCUUCUGGAAGUAUGAGUUCAGUGGCGGAAAACAAGCGAGCACCAAUUCUUAAAGACCAGCCGUAUUCAAUCAGCUUCGAUAUGUCCUCAACAGGUGAAACAAUGCCACCUUCAACACCACGAAGAAAUUCUGCUAGCGAGAAAGCACGACAGAAUCUAAUGGCUCAACGACGUCAAAGUAAUGUCCAGCUUGUUAAUCAAAUUACUGGCAGACGGACCAGCACUACAAUCAUUCCACUUACACAAGCACAAAUUCAUCUCGUGAGAUCUUUAUGGCGCCAAGUUUUCACAACUAAAGGACCGACCGUUAUUGGCCAAAGCAUAUACCAUAGACUCUGCUUCAAAAGUCCUGUGGUCAAAGAACAAAUCCGUCGUGUUCCAUUGCCACCCAAAUUUCAAAACCAUGACAGUUUCAUCAAAGCUCACAGUAAAGCUAUGGCAGAACUUAUCGAUCAAGUCGUUGAGAAUUUGUACAAUCUGGAAGUUAUGACUGAUGAAUUGAUGAGAAUAGGGAAAGUUCAUGCUCGUUUACUUAGAGGAGAACUAACAGGAAAGUUAUGGAACAUUGUGGCGGAAACGUUUAUAGACUGCACUCUGGAAUGGGGUGAUAAGAGAUGUCGUUCUGAGACAGUUCGUAAGGCUUGGGCUUUGAUUGUUGCAUUUGUGGUCGAGAAAAUCAAAUUGGGGCAUCAUGAGCAGCGAAAGCUGAUGUUAGCCACUCGUCAAUCACUCCCUAGCAUAGAUGUGCCUAUGGCGGCGUUGAAGUUUUGA
This is a messenger RNA of Auanema sp. JU1783, 1365 nucleotides long. The record is from the annotation of a GenBank genome assembly. Lineage: Eukaryota; Metazoa; Nematoda; Chromadorea; Rhabditida; Rhabditidae.